Molecule: messenger RNA, 451 nt
Organism: Pararge aegeria (speckled wood butterfly)
Lineage: Eukaryota; Metazoa; Arthropoda; Insecta; Lepidoptera; Nymphalidae
Product: transcription factor 15-like
Exons: 4
Coding region: 1-414 (137 amino acids)
Biological process (GO): developmental process; regulation of transcription by RNA polymerase II
Molecular function (GO): DNA-binding transcription factor activity, RNA polymerase II-specific; protein dimerization activity; RNA polymerase II transcription regulatory region sequence-specific DNA binding
Source: RefSeq, a predicted model, not a curated record
AUGGAAUCGUUUACAAAUUAUCAGCUCAACGAUGAAACCUGGGAGCACCUGUGUUCAGUGACGUUUCAAAACAACGUUGAUACUGUGCCAGUUACAAAACAAAGGUGCCAAGCCAAUGCACGGGAGCGUGAUAGGACGCAAAACAGCGUGAACAUGGCAUUCAACGCGCUUCGCCUCUUGAUUCCCACGGAGCCCCCAGAUCGCAAGCUCAGCAAGAUUGAGAUUUUGCGCCUAGCUGGCAGUUACAUCACGCAUCUAGACAACCAACUGUACACUGGUAACAUGGAACAGCCGUGCAUUCAACAAAGCGAUAUUGAAUACAAAAAUACCUCGCUUUGUACAUUUUGUUGGUCUACGAUAAAGAAAGAUAAAUCUUCGACCCUGAUGAACAAAGAAUUUCAAGGACCUUAUUAAUUUUAGAGUAGGCAAUUUUUGUUUUAUUAGACUAGUC